UAGUGCAAAUGCUCUGUCCGGUUGUAAUGAAGUCUCACGCUUCGCCGCUGGAUGGCACAUGAGUAAGAGUUACUCCUCCUCCUCACUUCAUUGCGCAGUUUGGAUCAUGUUUAUCCAGCGCUCUUCUUUUCCCACGCGCCACUUUGCGGAAUUUUGCCUGUUUCGGGGGAAAUCUGUAUAGCAGCUUGUGCAAGGAAGAGUUCACGUGAAUGUCCUCUGUGUGUAAGGCCUCUCCAAACGACAUGAGGGUUAGAUCCCUCCAAGAGCUGGACAUCUAUGGUUCCUCUCUCCUCACAUCCCAAGGCAGAGGGACUCAUUCCUGUUUCUGAUCCCAGUAGUUCCCCCCUCCCCAAGUCUUUCCCUAAUUCAUGAGCCAGCAGGAUGCAUCAUCUGUGCGAGCCCUCUCUGAGCGUCUCCUCAUAGCCUCGCACAAGGGCCAAGCUGAUCAUGUGGUUCAGCUCAUCAACAAAGGGGCCAAGGUAGCCAUUACCAAGAACGGCAGAACCCCUCUGCAUUUGGCUGCCUAUAAGGGCCACAUUGCAGUUGUGAGGAUUCUCCUGGCGGCUGGGUGUGACCUGGAUAUUCAGGAUGAUGGUGACCAGACGGCCUUACACAGAGCAUCUGUGGUGGGAAACACUGAUGUCAUUUCAGCUCUCGUUCAGGAAGGAUGUGCACUAGAUAGACAAGACAAGGAUGGGAACACGGCAUUACACGAGUCUGCGUGGCACGGCUUCAGUCAGUCUGUCAAACUGCUGGUGAAGGCCGGAGCCAACGUUCAUGCUAAAAACAAGGCAGGAAACACGGCUCUUCAUCUGGCGUGUCAGAACGGUCAUGCUCAAAGCUCCAAAGUCCUGCUGCUGGGCGGCUCUCGGCCCGACAGUAAGAACAGCGUUGGUGACACGUGUCUGCAUGUGUCUGCUCGAUAUAACCAUGCGAGUGUGAUCCGAGCGCUCCUGAGUGCCAUCUGCUCAGUGACCGAAAGAAAUCAUGCAGGAGACACGGCUCUACACGUUGCAGCUGCUCUGAAUCACAGGAAGACUGUACGCAUGUUAUUGGAGGCUGGCGCCGACAGCCGCAUCAAAAACAAUACGGGAGAGACGGCCCUCGAUCAGGCUCGUGAAAAUGAUAAUCCUGAAGUUGCGCUGCUGCUCACCAAAGCUCCACAGAGCUUCACUCGUGGACGCACUGUGAGGAAGAGGAGGGACAAGAUGAAGACCGAGGGUCGAGCGCAGUCAGUGCCGCGUGAUGAGAUGCUGCCGAGAAAGGACAGUGUAUCUCCUGCAAAUGACACUCAUGGCAGUGACAGUUCUCUCCGCCGGAAUGACACAGAGGCGCGUGCCAACAGAAACAGCGAGAAGAAAGUCAAAGAGAGGCUGUCACCAUCAGAUGCCCUCAUUCGAAGACAAAAUAAACACAGUGAUCAUAAGAAGAAGAGUAAAACGGAGAGUUCAUCUGCUCUUCCUCCUCCUCCUCCUCCUCCUCAUAACUACAAAGCGUUCCAGCUCUAUACUCUCUACAGAGGCAAAGACGGCAAGAUCAUGCAGGCCCCAUUGAAUGGCUGCAGGUGUGAACCUCUCAUUAACAAACUGGAGAAUCAGCUCAUGGCCACUAAAGAGGAGAUGCAGUCAGAGAUUCACACUGUGCAGGAGCUCAUGAACAGCAAGAUGGGACAAAUGGAGCGCAAGAACAAACAUCAGAUCAGAGCUCUAGAUAAGAUCACUUUAGAGAGAGUGUCUGCUGAGAGGAUUGAAUGUUUACAUCGCAUCGACAAGCGAGCCAUACAAGAACGCUUGGAAGGAGAAAAAAGACAGGCAUCAGUGGUCAGCGAUCUCAAGAACUGGUGCCUUUCGAAGAUCCAAAGUUUGGAGACGCGUCUUUCUGGCGAUCGCAGCAACACUAAGUUACAGCGCUCCUCGUCCCUCACCGACACGCUUUCAGAUUGUGAUCCCCGUUCCCACACAGCUGUACCACAUACAUCUGGUGCCAAAGCCUGUUACUCUCCAUCAACUAACCAACCAGAGGCUGUAGCAGCGAGCACGAGUCCUGAGGAUGGAUCAGCCGGUUACUAUGUGAUCGAGGUGGACCGCGUCUCACCGGAUAAGCAGUCAGCACAGAAUCAAUCUGCACCCCAGUCUCCUUGUAUAGUCCGCCCUAAGCAACGAUCCCGGGCCUGUAGCGACCCUCACCGAGCGCCAGAUGAGCCUCAGGAUUUGAGUCUGGAGCUGAGACCUGUCCCUGAUCAGUGCUGCGAGCACAGGAACCUCAAAAAACGCACCCAACAAAGAGCAAAGACCAAACAAAACACUCAAACCAUGACAAGUUUAGGAGACCCGCACCCCGCCGAGGCUUCCUUCGCCCAGGAGCGGGAAAACAUGCACGCGCUGGAGGUUACGCAGUACUUUUUCGAGGCAGUGACUCUGCAGAUGGAGCGCUGGUAUGAACGCAAGAUUGAAGAAGCACGCUGGCAGGCCAACCAGAGAGCCCAGGCCGACAGAGCCGCUCUGCUGGACAGAAUAAGCUACCUUGAGGAAGAACUCAGACUGCUGAGAACCAACAGACAGGAGGAGAGCUAGUACAGAAGAUAACACUGGUGUAGCAGACACUGUAACGUCCGCAUGAGUGAAGGUCGAUAGAGCAGCUAACACAUGAAGAUAACACUGCAGCAGCAAACGUCAGGAGAAGUAGCACCUUAACCGAUUUAGAGCCGAAACAUACUCUUUGCAAGCCCUUUAACUCAAACGCUUCCAGCUACACUUGUUGAUCCCAUCACACAAUUCAUAAUGGAGGGCGAUCGCAUUCUUAGCACUGCUAUAGUGGGCAUUAGCAUAAACUGUCUGCUGAGGCUUGUUGCCGCCAGAGUAACACAAGAAUGCACUUUACGUACAUGCUUUCAGAGCCCUGUUCAAGAGUUUGUGUCUGUGUCUGCAUCUGCGUGCUUGCGUUGGGUUAUGUGUCUGGCUUUACAGACAUACGGUCACUGCCAAAGAUCUGUUCAAACUCCAGGUUUUAACCUCUUUGAUAAUGCACUACAAAGAUAAGUCUGUUAUACUGUAAAAGGAUCAUUUUAAAUGUGUAUUCUUAAUUAAGAACGAGGCAUGAACACGUUUAUUCCAGCACUAGUACUCAAAUUUGCUGAAAGUGUCAAUUUUGCCACUACUUUGGAGGUUUGCCAGAUCGUAUAAAACCAGUGAACACUGACAAAUACAAGUAAGAAAAUCCAUCACAGCAAACACUGAUAUAUGAGCAAGUAUUAAUUUUGUUAUGUCUUUGUAUAUGGUCUGUAUUGCACAAAAUGAAAUGUCUUAACCUGUGAUGUUUAAUUGUGGAUUUUGAUGUAGUUCGUAGGGAACGUAUAAGAACACACAAUUAAAUAAGUGUUUCAUUUGGUAGGUAAGUCAUCUAAUUUAACAGUUUUAAUAAUUACUUUUAAAAAAUUCAGAACGCAUGGGCAGCAAAAAUCUGUCCCUUGGCUGGUGUUGUGCAGAGGUUAAAAUCACUGAACUAUAGCCGUGAUCUGGUAUGAAAGGCCCACUUUUCACCAUCCAAUCAAACAUGAAUGUCAUUUUACGUCGAUUUUUAAUUAGAUUUUUUUUAUGCUGAGUCAGUCAUUCACCACUGGAGGCGAGCUUGAACGACGCUGAACCUCACGCGGCUCCAUGAGGACUGACCUAUAGUGUGGAGAUUGUUUUAAGUAUUGUUGAAAUGAUCAAAAUGUAAAAUAAUCAUGGUUUCAAACUGACGUCUUUGCCAGUGACUAUUGAUGUUGAACUAUGUAAUCAAAUUGUUUUUGACUUGUCUUGAAAAUGUUAACAACUAAUAUGUAAUGACCAUGUUUUGUUUUUUUAUAUAUGUGUACAAAUACUAGAAUAAUUGUUUACAGCUGCUUCAAAGGGAACAUUAUUAUUUACUAUAUCAUACAGCUGUGUGAUCUGUCACAAAUUAAUGUUUAAUAAACUACAUCUGUGUCAUUUUGA
Molecule: messenger RNA, 3974 nt
Organism: Onychostoma macrolepis
Lineage: Eukaryota; Metazoa; Chordata; Actinopteri; Cypriniformes; Cyprinidae
Gene: ankrd6b
Product: ankyrin repeat domain 6b
Exons: 16
Coding region: 369-2573 (734 amino acids)
Molecular function (GO): protein binding
Source: RefSeq, a predicted model, not a curated record